CUACUUUCUCAAAUGCAUGUGUUUAUCUUUUCUAGUUACUUGUGUGUAAAAACUAUUUCAGCUAGUAAUAACGCUAAUUGCAAUCAUCUUAAUCUCUUGUGUUGUUCAUUUCAAUCAAGUGCUAUGCUAUAUAGGUACGGGUGUAUGUUAUGUGGCAUAGGUUUGUUUUCCACAUAAAUUGUUGAAGUGGUAAUUUUUUUAUAUCAAAUAUGCAGGGGGACGAUCCUCCUUUUUUACCAGUGGGAACUGAUGUCAGUGCUAAAUAUAAAGGAGCUUUCUGUGAAGCAAAAAUUAAGAAAGUUGUUCGCAACAUCAAAUGUAAGGUUACUCUAAAAGCAGGUGGGGGUACAAUCACAGUGAAUGAUGAUGUAAUCAAGGGCACACUGAGGGUUGGCAGCACUGUGGAAGUCAAGCAAGACCCUAAAAAGGAUGCCAUGGAAGCUGUCAUUGCUAAAAUACAGGACUGCAGCCAGUAUACUGUUGUGUUCGAUGACGGCGACAUAACGACACUCCGACGGUCGGCCCUCUGCCUGAAGAGUGGGCGGCAUUUCAAUGAAAGUGAGACCUUGGACCAGUUGCCGUUGACUCACCCUGAGCACUUCUCAACUCCCGUCAUUGCUGGCCGCCGUGGCAGAAGGGGUAGGGCUCAGUCAGACGAGAGCGACGGCUCCGGUCCGAGCACGCGGCGCGUGAAGGAGAGCAGCGCCGAGCGCGAGCCGCACGUGGGCCGCGUGGUGCUGGUGGAGGCGGCGGGCGGCACGGAGCGGCGCCGCGCGCAGCCGCCCGCCUUCCCCGCGCUGGUGGUGGCGCCCACCGCGCAGAUCAAGGUCAAGGAGGACUACCUCGUGCGCUCCUUCAAGGACGGACGAUACUACACAGUGCCCAAGAAAGAGGCCCGUGAGUUUCGUAAAGGUACGCCAUUGGAAUGGGCGGGCGUAGAGGCGGCCCUGCAGUACCUCAACCAGGGUGUGCUGCCGCCGCAUUGGGAUCGCGACGCGUUGUUCAACGAGUCUAAAAAUACGUCGGACGAUAGUUCAGACGACGAGCCACGUGAAGAAAAGGACCAUUUCGUUGCACAACUGUACAAGUUCAUGGACGACAGGGGCACGCCGCUAAACAGGAACCCGACCAUCGCCAACCGAGAUAUCGACUUGUACAGAUUAUUUAGAGUGGUGCAAAAACUUGGAGGUUACAACAGGGUAACAAAUCAGAAUCAAUGGAAAUCAAUUGCUGAUAAAAUGGGCUUCCAUCCUGUUACUACCAACAUCACCAAUCUUUGUAAACAAGCUUAUAAAAAGUUCCUGCACAGCUUCGAGGACUUCUACCGCAAGCUGGGGGUGACGCUGGUGGCGCAUCCUCGCGGGAACCGCACCCCGCCCGCCGGCCGCUCGCUCAUCCGCGACCGCGACAAGCAGCCGCCCACCACGCCCACCGGCCUGCGCAGCAAAGAUAAAGAUUCAGACAAAAGUGAAACGGAGAAGAGUGAUAAGAGUGAGAAGGAAGAUAAAGUGGAAAGGGCAGAUAAAAAGGAGAAGCCCCGAGCCAGCGACGGUGAGGACAGUGCUGACAAUCAACCUUUGAUCGUCACUACGCCCAAAGUCGAUAAAGAAAAAGAAAAGGAAAAGGACAAAGAGAAAGAAAAAGAAAAGGACAAAGAAAAAGAAAUUGAAAAAGAUAAAGAGAAGGAGAAAGAGAAAGAAAAGGAAAAAUUAAAAGAGAAGGAAAAGGAGAAAGACAAAGAAAAGGAAAAAGAGAAGGAAAGGGACAAAGAAAAAGAAAAGGAAAAAGAAAAAGAGAAAGACAAGGAGAAGGAGAAAGAAAAGGAGAAGAGUUCCACGUCGGCGAGUACUAGUGACGAAAAACAUGUACCGAAGCCCCGCUCGUUGUCAAAAAAUCGUAACGUCCUGCCGCUCAAACCUGAUUCUCAUGAAAAGAGGACACCUAAAAGACGGCCUUUAUCUUCUAAGAGUAUUAGCACAAGCGCGAAUACAUCGCGCGCCUCCCGUCGUCCUCAUGUCUCAACUGACAGCGAUAGUUCCGGCAGGGCGUCCAGGUAUGUGAGCAGAUGCGGCCCCACCAAGAAGAUGCAGUGCCGUCGUAGCCAAAGCGCGAAUUCCGCGAGCAGCGGCAACACCAUAGCGUCCAACAGCAGCAAGCGACCGCGCAAGAGGAAGACUACUGAACCAUCGAGCGAGCCCACGCGGACCGGUAAUCCUAACGCUAAGGCGCAAGUGGGCGACAAGCUAAAAGUGUAUUACGGACCUACCCAAUCUGAAUCUAAGGUGACAUACGAGGCGAAGGUGAUAGAGAUAUCGUCUGAAGGCAUGCUCCGAGUGCACUACACCGGCUGGAACACGCGCUACGACGAGUGGAUCAAGCCGCAACGCAUCGCGCUCAACGUGACGCAACAUGAGGCGCGCAACAAGAAGAAUCCAAAUAUAACUAGACGUGCCAGAUCCAAGAGAAUAGAAGGGAAACCUGUCUCCGAAUCAUCAGCGCGGUCGGAUAGUGAUAGUGAUUCUGAUAGCGACGAAGAUGUCAAGAGGCCACCCAAGAAGUUAUCCAUUGAUGACAAAGGCAACACAAAGACGCCAUCAAGAUCCAAAGACGCGAAAUCCAGUGACAGCAGCAGUUCGAGCAAACCUCGGAAGCGCCCCGUGCGGACGGUGUCCACGCCCUCCGCCGUCUCCCCGGCCAAGAAACCCCGCCCCAACAUCCCAGGGCACCAGGGGCGGGACUAUGACCUCAACGAAAUACGAUCAGAGCUCAAGGGUCUACACACUGUCAAGCAAGAACCGGAAGAGAGCAAACAAGAAGUGCAGGAAAAGACGAGGGAUACCGUCUCGCCGCCUCAGGCACCUCCGCCGGUGAUCACCUCCCCGCCUCAGCCAGAUAACAAAGCGGAAGAUGUCUACGAGUUCAAAGAACCCGAACCGUUCGAAUUAGAAUUACACGAUGAAAAGAAAAAGAGAACGCAUCGCAUCUUUGAUGAUAUUUCACCCAGUAAAUACACAUCGACUUUAUCAAAAUCGUUGAGCGAAGAAAUUUCUGAAGACCCGUUGAGAAUACGACCAUCUACUUUAAGAUCGCCGUCUUUGUCGCCGUUUAGAGAUUUCGGCACUACUCGUGAUCCUCCAGGAAGACAAAGUCCCGAGGAAGAUUCUAAAGACGAUCUGUUCUCGCUAGAUGACGACUCAUUCCCUGGAGAAAGCAGUUCUGGUCCGAUCUUUGAAGGUUUUACGCCAGCUAAAAAUCAAGAAACAUAUUCUAAAAAGAGCAAAGUUUCCAAACUACGGCAACUAAUAGAAGAUUCACCAGAUAGUCGAGCUGAUGAUGAACAAUCAUCUGAAGAUGAGCCUGAAGAUAUUGUUACGAAAGAAGAGGAAAGAGAACCCACUCCGGUGAUUUGUAAUAUAGAGCCGGCUAAGACUCCGGAACCACCUCCAAAGGAAGAAGUCAAAGAACCAGUGAUUGAAGUCAAGCUUGAAGUCGAAAAGACUAAGACAGAAGAAGCCAAAUCGCCGGCAAAGACUGUGACUCCAGAACCGUCCAAAACCCCACCGUUGCAAAGGAAACUCGAAUUACCUAGCACCAGUAUUAAACCUGUCGCUCCCAGUCCCCCAAUAGUUACUGUUACAGAACCUCCCAAACAGGAAAUUAAAAAAGAAAAAGAGGAAGACAAAGUUGCGUCGAUACCCCUUCCUGCGGCUGAACCCGUAGCCAAACUGCAAAGCGUUCUUAGAGUCAGCAUAGAAAAAAUGGAUCCUGAACCAGCACCACCAAAAAUUGAAGCUCCCUCUAGUCCUUUAGUAGACACAGAGGAAGAUAAGUCCGAACCAGAUAGUCCCGCACGCAUGGACGUAUUACCCGAGCCACCGCCAGGUUUCCUUCUACAGUCUGAAGGGCCGAAGAUUGCUGAGAAACUUCUAAAAGCUAUCAAUAGUGCCAAACGGUUAUCUAUGACGCCGUCACCUGUGGAAGAACGUCCUUUAACUCCCAAGAAAGAUGCGCUAAAACUGAACAAGCCUGAAGGCAAGCUGUCUCCUGUAGUGCCCGAGUUGAAAACGAUUAAACUUGAGCCGAACAGACCUUUAUCGAAAACCGAGCCAAUCAGGAAGUUCAGUCCGAUCAGUGAUACGAUAUUUGGGGAGCCGUCGAAUUUGACGGACGCUAAACGUGAUACUCCUGAAGUGAAAAAAGUUAAGCCUAAAGAAGCUACACCGCCGCGGUUGCAGAGUCCUUUGAGUAUUUUGGAGCGGCGGAAGAGUGUUGCGGACUUGCCGCUAGCCCCAGGAAAGAACAAUAAGGUGUUAAGUGAUACCAUUCAGAAACUAUCGAGCCAAAUCAAUCAAUCUGCCGCCGCAGCUGCCAUUCCGCUCCCGACAUUCAAGCCUGAAGAUAAGAGCGAAUCGAGCGAUUCUGAUGAGUCUGAAAGGAGAAUGAUGAUAAUCGAGAAACUGUCAACUGAAGACUGGGGCAGCGGUGGGAAUCCCGAACCAGCCCGGGCGGUCGGCAACCUGGCGGCGAGCCCCCCCGCGGCGCCGGCGGUGGCGGGGCUCAGCUCGCUGGCGCGCGGCAUCCACGCCGGGAAGAGUCCGGGCGAGUGGAGCGCGGGGGAGUCGCUGCUCAUGCUGGAGGACGCCUGCAAGAACGAGAGGAAACAUAGUGCGAGCGUAGUAGUAGCCGGCAGCGGCCUAGUCGCUAGCGGCAGUGGCGUCACAGCUACCACUGCUGUAGCCGCCGAAGAGGACAGCAACAUGUCGCUGUUGCUAUGCGAGGAGACCAUUCCCGGUUCCCCCGCGCCCGACGCUGAGCCGCCGCCUAGACAGAGACUACUACUGCCGUUCGCGUGUGCCCCGCCGCAUCAUACACAACACAAAGAUGAGCGGCGUGGCGAAGCCCCAGCAGUUCCUCGCGCAGAACCCGCAGAGAACAAGCAGCCCGCUGCGGAACCCCACCCGGGGCCAGCCUGGCCUCGGAGACACCCGCUGCUGGACAACACGCCGCCCACCACCCCCGACAGCAGCCUCGAUAUGUCCCCGCACAGAGAACGUCGAAUAUCAGAACGUGAUAGUCCGAUGGAACGCAAAGAUGAUGACGACGAGAGCCCUCCCAAUGAUUCUCCGCCAGUGGAUAUGGAGAAACCACUUGGUGGUCGUUCCCGCAAAGCGUCGGAGAGUUCGGGCGUGGGCGCCAGUAGCGCCACCCGCGGCCGCGGCCGGAGGCGCCGCGACACCGACACCGCCGCCUCGGAACAUAACGCCUCGCACAAGUACAACUUCUAUGUAGAACUCGACCCGAAUUGGGACAGUCAGAUGCGAAUCAGCGUUCUAACGACGCGGCUGGCGGAUCUCCGCAAGGCGUACCACUCGGUGAAGGCGGAACUUGCGGCCAUUGACCGCCGCCGCAAGAAACUAAGGCGAAAGGAGCGAGAGGCUGUAAAGGCUGCCAAGGCGGCGUGCUCAUGAUGAAGGCUGUAGUAAGGGGCUGACGAUCUCUGGAGCCAUGUCUAUUCGUUUUAGCAUAGACAACACAGAAAGAGGCUCCGUUCUCAAUGUGAUAAUGUGUGGAGUAAUUUGACGAAACUUUGUGCGAAAAACAUGCUGGAUAGUCGGCUAGUUGCGAUUUUAUGCGAGAAAACACGUAGUUGUAUGUAAAAUGUUGCAAUAGUUUAGUGAAUGUCACGAGCAUCAACUUUUUGAUCUUUAAUAAUCUAGUUUUUAAGAAUUUUAUUGGAUAAAAUUUUAUACAUUUCGUAUAAUUGUUUCUUAAAAUGUAUUUUUUUCUAAUCUAAUUCAGCUUCUCAUAUUUAAUUUGCUUUUAUUAUGUGAGUAGAAUUAUGAUCGCAUUGUAUAUUUGCAGUUAAAAUUAAUGAGCUUGAUUGUAAUACAUGAUGUAUUUUAUGUAAAAUAUGCGUAUCUGCAUCGCAUAAUAAACAAUAGCAGUGACGCGCAUUAUGUCAAAGACUGAAAUUUGGAAAUGAUACCAGAUAAUGUCUACAAUAUUAUUUAUUUCCGAAAGUAUAUGUAAUGUGACACAGAUAUUAUUGAAAUAAACUCCAUGGAUCACAAA
Molecule: messenger RNA, 6072 nt
Organism: Amyelois transitella
Lineage: Eukaryota; Metazoa; Arthropoda; Insecta; Lepidoptera; Pyralidae
Product: AT-rich interactive domain-containing protein 4B
Exons: 26
Coding region: 210-5468 (1752 amino acids)
Biological process (GO): regulation of transcription by RNA polymerase II
Cellular component (GO): nucleus
Molecular function (GO): transcription cis-regulatory region binding
Source: RefSeq, a predicted model, not a curated record